This is a messenger RNA of Lethenteron reissneri (Far Eastern brook lamprey), 1548 nucleotides long. RefSeq lists its product as uncharacterized. The record is from RefSeq and is a predicted model, not a curated record. NCBI's taxonomy places the organism in Eukaryota, Metazoa, Chordata, Hyperoartia, Petromyzontiformes, Petromyzontidae.
AAUGAAGUUGAACUCAUAAUUUAGUUAUUUUUAGAAAGGGGACUUUUCUAAAUAAUUGAGUUGCAAAGUAGACUGUACUUACAAAUGCUGUUUGGAAUAUCUAAAACGUGAACAACAUGCACGCUAUUUCUUAGUCCACAUCCGGAACAUUGUGUACAAAUAAUAAUAAUUUACAACACUUUGUAAAUUCAUAAUUUGAUCAAUUCCUCCCCAUGCCCUCCAUCAUUCAUGGGGGUGUUGCUUGCCCAUACUUAUUGGCUAGUGCACAAAACACGACACACACCAUGCUGUGUGCAAAUUUGACAGGGAGGUUUUAGUGGCAACGUGAUAGAUACACACACGCGAACUCUGGGGGUGUGUUUCGUGUGUCCGCGGACGUGUGGUGCUUGUUGGUGUCACUGCGUCUGUGCCACGCAUCUGACUCGCACGUUGCCCUCACUUGAUCAGCGCAGUUUCUUUUUUUUGUUGGAACUAAAGCUCAAAGUUGCGGCGGCUAAUGGGAUGAUAAUUUGUGCCGAGUGGCCUUUGUCCGGUGCUGAAGAAGGGAUUGUUCUGUCACACGGGCGUCAGAUUGUCUCCAUGACCACUGGGAGGUUUAGAAGCUCAACUCGAGAGAUUCAUUGUCCGUGUGCCAGCGCGUCUCGAGGACGGCAAUGGACGGGACUGCGGAAAGAACGACUGCUCACAGACCGGUGAAAUCGGCACUCAAACAGGGCACUCCGAGACACGCGCUGCUGCCUCCUCGCCGAGUCGGCUUCAACCUCGCGCGCACGCAGAUCUUCUACGUGCCCCGGGACCAGCCGGUCACUCCGCUCGCUCGUCCGCUGCAAGAAUAUAUCCGUCAGGUGUAUCCGUCCUAUGCCCUGCCGAGCUCCACGCUCCGGGCGCGGGGAGAGCGCAUCGGCCCUCUCUCAGCGAGCUCAUCAUUGAGCGCGAUCAGACCGUCGACCACGCAGUGGGCCCCGCUCUCCAGCAGCGGAACGUUUCGACCGGCGAGCAGCACCUUUGCGUCCCUUCAGCGCGGCAGAGAAAGAAUGAGAGGCGACAAUAAGAGGAUGAACUACGAGGACAUGGCCAUCAUUGCGCGAGGCUAUAAGCCGAUGCUGAGCAGGUCGUGUGAAAAUGUGUUCUCGAGCCGCAGUGAUGGAGACAAUGAGGUGAAGUCGGUUUUAAGUGAGGACUUGGUCAAGAAGGAACUGUUGCUAGGUUCAUCUCUGUGGGAUUUGAGGUCAGCACCUUUCCGCAGGUCCAUCUCCACAGGAGUGAGCUCCUUUCCAGGCUUCUCUCGCGGGCUUAACCAACACUCAAGGAUCACAUCCUCUGGACAGCUGGCCCUCCAUCCCGACGAGAGUUCUACAUUCCUGGAUUCUCAAUUCUCGGUGGCUGAUCUUCUCACCCGGCGAGAUUUGACCUUUGCUGCCUUCGUUGAUCGGACCUCGGCGACAGGAAGACCAAGCCUGCGAUCAGAACUUGUGAACACACAGUGCCAAGUGGGAAAUCUAACACCGAGAAGGCACCAGCUGUCAUUUAACACGUGGACAUAACACG